Hemibagrus wyckioides is the source of this 3015-nucleotide messenger RNA. RefSeq names its product kynurenine--oxoglutarate transaminase 1-like. The coding region runs from base 881 to 2131 and encodes 416 amino acids. Gene Ontology annotation, cellular component: cytoplasm; mitochondrion. Lineage: Eukaryota; Metazoa; Chordata; Actinopteri; Siluriformes; Bagridae. The record is from RefSeq and is a predicted model, not a curated record. The transcript has 13 exons. Gene Ontology annotation, biological process: biosynthetic process. Gene Ontology annotation, molecular function: L-kynurenine:2-oxoglutarate transaminase activity; pyridoxal phosphate binding.
CACAAGGUUUCCUUGCCAUUUGAAAUCAGCAAUAACUCCAAAAGAAAAAAAGAACAUUCCAGAGAAAGGGGUGUGUAUGUAUGAUAGGAUUAUUUAUCGCAAAUACUGCAUUAAACAUCACUUUUUGUAACUUUUAAGAUUCUGAAAUCUUAUGUAAAGUUCCACCCACACCUAUAACUCACCAACCAUUUGCCUGCCUCAAGUUCGAUGUUAUAUUAGAUGCUAUUUUAGAUUUGAUAAAGCCUGAAAACAUUCACUUGUGAUCAUCUUUUGGCAUGACACAGAGUGAUUCCAACAUUAAUAUAAGGUUUAUGCCAUUCGGUCUGCAAUAGUGAAGCCAUAGUGACUUAGCUACAUAUAACAAAUAAUCCAAACUUUAUUAACUGCAGUAUUAAUGGACCAUUGAACCAGGGCUAAUUCUGAGAGUAUAAAAGCAGAGAUGCUACACAUGCUGAUAUGCUUUAUUAUAUCAUUACAGGAUUAUAAAAAUAAAAAAAAAAGCUCAACUGAACAAUAUAAACACAAACAGUAGGACACAUUCAAAGCUCUGCUUCAAAGGAGAAAUAUUUAAGGUGAUUUUGUGUUAGAGACGAAGUCUGUGUAUAUUAACGAUAUGAUUAAAUAUGUAAGCAUUGUAAGCCUAUCCCUGAAGAUAUGAUUUAAAUACUGCAGUCUUUAGAACAGUAGUGUUACAAGAGGACAAGUUUGAAAAACUCAGUCAUUCACAUGACCAGAAAAACAGGUAGAUAUAUAUCAGAUCCAUCCAUACACAGAGGCGUGAUGAAUAUUAGAGUCAGUCCUAACUACAGAGCUGCAUUUCACUUGUCUGGUUAGCUUCUUUCUGUUCACAGUUACAGAGGAUUUCUGAAGAAUUCUGAUCAUGUCCCGCAAGCUCCAUACACCGAGGACCAAAGAAGUGACCAAAGGAGACAUUUGGCUGGAAUUUACCCAACUAGCUGCUGAGAACAAAGUAGUGAACCUUGGAGAGGGAUUUCCUGACUUCCCUCCUCCCAGUUUUGUCAAGGAGGCUCUUUGCACUGCUAUCAGUGGAGGCAGUGAUAUGUACCAAUACACACGCACUGCUGGCCAUCAACCUCUUGUAAAGAUCCUUGCCAAAUUCUUUGGGAGGAUUUUGGGCCUGGAAAUAGAUCCCAUGCAGGAUAUACUGGUUACUGUGGGAGCCACUGAAGCCCUUUUCUGUGCGAUUCAGGCUCUGAUUGCUAAAGGCGAUGAAAUAAUUAUUAUGGAACCUUUCAAUAACUGCUAUAAGUCCAUGACAGUAAUGGCAGGAGGAAAACCUGUGUAUGUGCCCCUCAAACCUACAAAUGUCAGUGGUCCAACGUUGUCCAGUGCCGACUGGAUGUUGUGUCCUGAAGAGCUGGCCGGAAAAUUGACCUCUAAUACAAAGGCUAUCAUCAUUAACAAUCCUAAUAAUCCAUUAGGCAAGGUAUUUCAGAGGGAAGAGCUGCAGAUGAUAGCCGACCUGUGUAUAAAGCAUGAUGUUUUUUGCAUCAGUGAUGAGUCGUAUGAGUGGCUUACAUAUGACGGAGCACAACAUGUUAAAAUAGCGAGUUUUCCUGGCAUGUGGGAGCGCACUGUGACUAUUGGGAGCGGAGGAAAAAGCUUUAGCGCAACAGGAUGGAAGUUGGGCUGGGCAAUAGGAGCAGGACACAUCCUUAAACACCUACAAAACAUUCAUGAGAGCUCUAUAUACCACUGUCCCACUCCUACUCAGGAGGCUCUGGCAGUGUGUUUCCAGAGAGAAUACAAUAUGUUCGGCACAGAGGAGAGCUACUUUAGACAGUUACCAAAGCAAAUCCAAGCCAAACGCCAAAGGCUUGCUAACUGUAUGAGUAGUGUGGGGCUGCAGCCCAUCAUGCCUGAGGGUGGCUACUUUAUGAUAAUGGACAUCUCCAACAUGAAAGUUGAUCUAAAUGAUCGAGAUACUAAGAAUGAACUCUAUGACCGCAGAUUUGUCAAAUGGCUCAUUAAAGAGAAGGGUUUGGGCACUAUCCCUGUAUCUGCAUUUUUCAGCCUGGAACAAAGAGCACACUUCCAGAAUUACAUUAGUGUCUGCUUUGUCAAGGAUGAUUCAACCCUGGAUGCAGUGGAAGACAUACUGAAACAGUGAAAUGAUUAUAUGAAAAUGGGAUACAACUAAUCCUGAUAAAAAUUAUUCUCUUGCAUAGCAUGUCUGAGUCAAAUGGGAAUAUACUUUUGAUAUAGGAAUUUUUAAAUGAAAUGCAUAUUGAGGGAGGUGGGAAAGACAGCAGUCCUUUUGUGUUAUAUCCAUAAUUAAAAACAUUUAUGUUUUAAUUUUUACAGUUUAGUGCAAACUUUCUUCCCCACAUUGUUCAGUUAAAAAAAAGAAAUGAAAGAAAAACGCUGCAGCAAACGAGCAAUUCAAAACAAAAAGCAUAAAUAACAGAAAAAAUAUUUUAAUAACCAAUGAAUGAGUGAAUUAGCUCCAGUUAAUGUAUUAAUCAAUGCAGAACAUAAAAUAAAAGCAUUCUGACUUUUAUGUGGCCAAGAAUAUGACAAGAUACACAAUAAAUCAGCAGGUCUGAAUGAUCACCGAUUGUUCCAUGACACAGUGGGUGCAUCCCAAGCUUUAAUGGAUCGUUCCUUUAUUCCAUUUAUUGUACAUCCCUUAGCUUGUGACCCAGAACUCAAUCAAAGCCUAAAAUCUUGAAGACCUUCAGACUUAAAUUUACACCACACUACACCUUUCACAUUACCUUACCUUUUCUGUGUUACAAUAAUUAAUGCACCUAGUUUAUUUGCAUGAGAGGUCAUUUCAAAAUAAUCGCUAAGAACCGUUCUCUUGUGUCUUGUGGCAUUGCCUUUUAAUUGCAUAACUUCAAUAGAACUAUAGGGUAGCCUUGGUUACGAAAUGCAGUGCAGUCCCACCCACUUUUCAAGUCAUCGUAAAUAUUGGAACGGACAGGCAUUUCUUUUUCCCCAGUUGUUCUGUGUUAAACUGAUCGUUUAAGGGAUAAAUACAAAUUUAAAUGA